UGUGGAGAGCUUUAGGCGCCUUUCUGCGAUCGGGAGGCUCGAGAAGGCGGGGCGGGCGCGAGGACUGCCUCGGCGGGGGCUGCCACUGUCGCUCCACUGGGGGGGGGGCAACCCCCCUCCCGUCCUCACCAUGUUGCUGCCCUCCGACGUGGCUCGCCUGGUGCUGGGAUAUUUACAGCAAGAAAAACUUUUAACCACAUGCCGAACAUUUAUAGUGGAAAGCUCAGAUUUAAAAGAAUAUGCAGAGCACUGUACGGGGGAAGGCUUUGUUCCAGCUUGUUUAUUGUCCCUGUUUGGAAAAAAUUUGACUACCAUCCUGAAUGAGUACAUAGUAAUGAAAACAAAAGAAACUACACAUGAUGUUCCUGUAAUGAUGUCAUCCCUGUGGAAGAAGUUAGACUAUACACUGUCUCAGAUCAGGAGCAUGCAGAAUUCUAAUGCGUUUUCUGUUCACCAAAGAGGCCGCACAAGAAGUGCAAUUGCAGAUCUGAAGAAGCAGAAGUGUCUCCAGCCGUCAGCCUCUUCCAAUUUGGGAGCAUCUUGUGUGUCACUUCAGCCGGUACAGCUGAGCACUGUUCCAAUGACAGCCACUCAGGUUAUUCUUAAGCCAGUUGCAACGCCAAGCCAGGCUCCGACAAGAUCAAGCUCUGCACCUGCAGACCAGCCCCCAGCACAGGGAAGCAACAAUAACAGAGAUUCUCUCAGUUUAGUUUCUGCCGCAGUUCAAGAACGAAAGCUUCACUCAAGUGCGAUGUCUCCAGGAAAACGAAAAAGUGACUCCCAAAAGAAAAAAGCCAUAUCCUCUGGAACACAGUCGUCUAAUAGUAGCUCAGAGGAUUCUCCCACAGCGGAAGAAGAUAGUUCGCCCAUGGAAGAAGAAAGUGAGCCACUUGAAGAACUUAUAGAUGGCAACUUUCCUCAAAUGGUUAUUGAAAAUGCUCGGGAGAAAAUUCUGAGCAACAAAUGUCUUCAGGAGAAGCUGGCUGAAAACAUUAACAAGUUCUUGGGCAGCGAUGGCACGGUUUCUCAGACUCCAAAGCAACCAGACAGUGGCCCUAUAAUACAAGAGCCUUCAAUUGAUGAGUUCCUUGGUCUCCAACAGGGUGAGAUUCACAUGACCGAGGAAGCCAUCCAGGAAAUUCUGGAGCAAACAGAGUCGGAUCCAGCAUUUCAAGGACUCUUUGAUAUGUUUGAUUUCGGUAAAACCAAGGGUAGCAAAAAUACUCCUCAUGGCAUUCUUGCUCAGAGUGGAGAGGAAGAGAAUGCUAUGUUGGUGGAUGAAGAAAAUCUGAAAGCGCUUGAAAGCUAUAUUGGAGCAAAAGAAAUGAGUGAUGGUUCCCAAGACAGAUUGUCCUACACAGGAGAUCAUUCCAAAGAGGCAGCUUGUAUCCUGAAGUCCGGUGGCAAUGAUGUAAUCCUGGAAGAACAUCUGAAGAUGCAAAGUAUAAUAGACGGAGAAUUUCAAGGGGUCUCCGAAGUGAGGACUGAAACCGAUUCAGAUGAAACAAGAUUGGAUGGCCAGCAUAAAACUACCUUUGAAUCUGAGCCAGACCAGGCUUCUGCUCCUGAGCUCAAUGUAAACAACAUGGGUUCUUAUCAAAACCAUGAAACAGCAGCGAGUAGAAUAGAUACAGAAACUGAAACGGGCCUGUUGCACCAGGAUGUCCAAAUCUUACCUGAAUUGCGGUAUGAUCAGCUGGAUACUCAACAGAAGUCCCUCUCAGAAAGAACUGAGUGUUGUUCAUUGCCCGAUAAUAUAUUAUCUGAAAAGACAAAUGCAAAAUUGCUCUCUCCUCUACAUUCUGGUCACAAUGAGACGCUAGAAAGAAAGAACGUCGCUGACUCUGACCAUUCGGAAGAUUCAAAUAGAAUAGAGGUAGCUCAAGGAUCUGCUUUCUUUCCUGCUCCCAGCCAGCAAAACCCUAACAGUCCUACGCUCUCUAACUUUCAAGAUGAAAGUAAACUGACAGAUUCUGUUGCAGUGCCUGUAGCCAGUGCUCUGGACCCAGCUGCGACCCAGCUUGAAGUGGUGGAUACUUCCAACGGUUUACAUUCCGAGGAUCAGCUUGUGCUUGAAGAGUCCUGUUCAAAACACCAAGGCCAGAAAUCAGCAGAUUCUGAGAUGAUACUGAUAGAAAUGCAGGAGCCAUCAUCUUCUACAAAACCAGAUGCCGAUAGCUUAUUUCUUUCUUCUGACAGCGAGAGGCACACAGAAACGCCUGUGGAGAGCAAUCCCACUCCAUCCACUGCUUGCUGUUUGCCUCUACCAGAGCCAGCCGGAGAAUCCAGUCUAGGGACCAAAACGCCAGGCAGCGUUUCAUCUAGCGGUCAAGCUGCCGACGAAGAUCCCUCCGGUAUCGUCUCCCUGAAAAUCAUCAUCAGCGAAGACCCCUUCAUUUCAUCAGAUGCUGAGCUGAACAAUGCUAUUUCCAGCAUCACUGGAGAGAAUUUGCCAACUAUCAUCUUGUCUUCUCCAGCAAAGUCACCAGCCAGGGUGACGGGACCAGCCAGGUGCAUAGUGACUCCAGAAGAGGCUGAAAGAACUGGGGAUUCCGCUUUGGUCGAACAGAAUCUUCUCAUUGUCAGAUCUCAAGAUUCUGUUGUGAGCACGCUCAAUGUGCAGAAUGAAGAGUGUGCUGUCUUUUCCGUUGCUGGGGCAUCCAAUGUUGCCAAGGAUGGGGGGUUUAUACAGCUAAUGCCAGGUGCAAAUACAUCUUUUGGUAGCUCCAACAGUGUCUAUUUUGCCACCUGUGUGACUGAGCCAGCAGCUUUGGGUACAAGUGUUACUCCAUCAAAUUUGGUCGUGUUGCCAGGCAGUUCCACAUCCCUCACACCACCGGUCCCAACAGCACAGCAGUUACGGACACCUCCCAGAACAAACAACUUGUUCGCCAUGAACCCGCCAAUGUCUCCAAACUUUUCACAGGGUUCUGCCAUUAUAAUUGCAUCUCCAGUGCAGCCUGUGUUGCAAGGAAUGGUGGGAAUGAUUCCUGUAUCGAUAAUGGGACAAAGUGGAAAUGCCUUUUCGGAUCCUUCGCGUCAGGUCCUACAUAUGCCUGUACAGGCUUCUCUAGGCAGUGGAGGAGUUCCAAAAUUACCUCUCCCUCCCAAAUCUCAGAAGUUCCCAAGAAGCAAGUCAAAUGCCGGAAAGCUAAAAAUGGAUCAGAGUGGAUUGGAUUCCGUAAAUCGUCCUGGUUCUCGUGUGCAAAGAGCUGGAAACUCAGAGAGGAAUGCCUGUGCCAACUUGAGGAAGAAGCUAGAGGCUGUCGCUGUUGACACCACGAGCUCCGAUCCCAAGCAAAAUGAGAGCCACAGAAGAGUGCUUUGCUUUGACAGCACUCCGGCUGAAACAGGAGGAAAUCCUCAAGCUUCACAGAGAGAAAGGAAUGAAAACUCUUCACUCUCUGGGAAUUCUCCCAGAGGACCGCCUUCGUCUGCUAAAACUCAGCCCGGCAAAAGAGAGCGAGAGAGGACGUUGCCUAGAAUUUUGUGUAAGCCGGACAUCGCUCACAGAAGCACAGCUGCAAAAGAAGCCCAAUCUGAGAGGAAGUCUUCAGGGCCGGGACUAGCAUCAGACGUGUUAAGAAAGCAGACUGCAAAUAAAGAGAAUGAGCUGGAAAGAGGUGUUGAGAAGAAAAACUCUAAUCACGAAGUGGCUUCCCUGUCAAAUGGUCAACAAAGUAUUAACCUUCAUAUGGAGAAGAGCGGCUCUCCAGCGCAAGAACCGGCUAAAAAACAGGGGCUCCAGGUGAAUGCCAACAGCAAGAAUUCUGGAGUUUUAACUUCAAAGGAGCCGAAGAAGGACCAAACAAAAUCUCCUAGCCAAGCCCACUGCUUGACCAGUCCGUUAACCAAACAAGCCGUGGAGCUCCUGCAUGACAUCCAGAGGCAUAGUCCUGCUACUAAACUGCCUGAAAAUGGGGAUUUGCCAGUACCUCGUACCCCUUCUGGAACUGGGGACAGGCACUCAGAGGACACCUUUGAUGUAAUAAGGACACCGACAUGUAAACGGUACAGUGAGGAUAGUACAACGCCCAGGAUCAUGGUCCCUCCAGUUACCCCUGACUUGCCGGCCUGUAGCCCAGCGAGUGAAACAGGCAGUGAAAACAGUGUCAGCAUGGCUGCCCACACUUUAAUGAUACUUUCACGGGCAGCGAUUGCAAGGACGAGUACAAAUACACCUCUCAAAGACAAUACCCAACAAUUUAGGUCUUUAAGAAGCACUGCCAAAAAAAGGAAACAGGAGGAUGUGGUAGAGUGUGAGAGAAAUUCACGGACUGCCAGCAAAAAUGACCUCCCGAACUUCACAGUGCCAAUAAAAAAGAAGAAAGUAAAGCAGAAGAAGCUGCCAAUUUCCUUUCCUGCUGGAAUGGAUGUGGAUAAGUUCUUGUUAUCGUUGCAUUAUGACGAAUAAAGAACUGUUUUCAUGUCAAUCAUGUUGCUCCCCAGUGAGCUAAAACAAGAACAAAUUGUAUGCUGCACACUUGGAAAACUGAAGUUUUCACUUUAUAAAAGAAAAUCACACUGGUUCUGAAGGGCAUUAAUAUUUAUCGAUAGAAUUUCCAGUUGGUGAAUGGUCUUCAGAGACAGCACUUAAUACAGAGCCCAUCUUCUAAAUUUGCACAGGUGUACUUGGCUGCUGUAAAUAUUGUACAGAUGUUGAUGUUUUAAAACAAAAUAUUUUAUUAACUGUAGACACUGUUACCUGUUCAAACUGGUUCCACAAUGAUGAGCACUUCUGCUCCUAAACAUGCCUAAAAGUUGGUGCCACUGAAAUCAAUGGGACUUGCUUCCGAGACACAUACUUGAGGUCACAAAAUCUGCAAGUAAGCCUCAGACUGUGGAUUUCGUUGGGGAAAAGGUAGUGGUUAUCUCAAGUCUUCAAGGGAUAACUAAACUACAAAAAUGAAAAUUCAUCUACUUUUGUAUGGGGAAUCUAUUUUUCCUGUUCUGCAUAUCUUUCCCUCUAGUUACAAAUAUUACAAUAAAAAGCUUUUCAACUUUCUGGUAACACUUUGAAUCUUAAACAGUCAUUUCAUUCUGUGUACAAAUGCAAC
Molecule: messenger RNA, 5057 nt
Organism: Gekko japonicus
Lineage: Eukaryota; Metazoa; Chordata; Lepidosauria; Squamata; Gekkonidae
Gene: NPAT
Product: nuclear protein, ataxia-telangiectasia locus
Exons: 18
Coding region: 131-4414 (1427 amino acids)
Cellular component (GO): nucleus
Molecular function (GO): transcription coregulator activity; protein binding
Source: RefSeq, a predicted model, not a curated record